AAUUAAAUCAGACCAAUCAUAGCCAACACAACGUACCUAUAUAUACCUACUGGUGGGACACCCUGUCGCAGUCCGUGGAGUCCAAGAUACAGAGCUUGCACAAAAUGAUGCUCACUGCUGCAUUUCUUUUGCUUUCGCUUAUCCCUGUCAUGACGUCAUACGUCAACGACUUUGACAAGCCUAUGCUGUACCAAUGUCCUCAAGGGAAGUCCAUCGCUACUUGGGAAAGCUAUCACAACAACCACCACGAAGACAGGCGCCAUAGGUUCACCUGUCAGAACACACCUGAACUUGGGAAAUGUCAGUGGUCUGGCUAUGUGAACCAAUUUGAUCAACCGAUAUCUUUCCAGUGUCCCAACAAUGGCGUCAUUAGCGGCGUCAGCAGCUACCACAGCAACCGUGACGAAGACCGACGUUUUAAGUUCUACUGUUGCUCCUUGAAACGUAAACAUUUGGUGCACUGUGGCACAAUUGGCUACGUCAACUGUUGGGAUGAAAAGAUAAAAUUUAGAAUGCCCGCUGCUCACUUCUUAAAAGGCGUGUUCAGCAUUCACCACAACCAACACGAAGACAGACGUUGGAAAUUUGAAACCUGCUUGAUCCACUGACGUAAACGUCGCGCUCUUAUGUAACCAGUCAAUAAAUGCUGCAGAACAAGA
Molecule: messenger RNA, 659 nt
Organism: Haliotis rubra (blacklip abalone)
Lineage: Eukaryota; Metazoa; Mollusca; Gastropoda; Lepetellida; Haliotidae
Product: hemagglutinin/amebocyte aggregation factor-like
Exons: 5
Coding region: 105-608 (167 amino acids)
Source: RefSeq, a predicted model, not a curated record